Messenger RNA from Saccostrea echinata, 5708 nucleotides. RefSeq lists its product as uncharacterized. The coding region runs from base 74 to 5347 and encodes 1757 amino acids. The record is from RefSeq and is a predicted model, not a curated record. Lineage: Eukaryota; Metazoa; Mollusca; Bivalvia; Ostreida; Ostreidae. The transcript is spliced from 33 exons.
CAAUGGGAGAUGGAUGACUUCCUGUUUAGAAAAAAUGUAAAGAAAGCGGGUUGAUCGACAUGUUUCUUUUGUGAUGUUUAUGUUGUAUAAGGUAUUCGGGACUGGUUUGCUUCUUGCCCUCCUAUUAGAGUGUGCAUACGCGCUAAAAAAAGAAGAUGAGGAAUACCUGGAAACCGUUUUUAACAAAGCUCUGGGUGAUCUGUCUUCACUCCAAAACAGGGACUACUUCCGCAACUACUGCGCACGAAAAGUAAACCCUCUUUGUCCCAGGAAGUGGUUUUUCUCUAAGAAGACAAAGCGAAACUUUUUUAAGCCAGGAGAAACACAACUUAAAAAGGAGAGGUUCUAUCAAACCUAUUACUGCUAUAAAUUCAAGCAAGUUAAACUGUGUCCAGUGGAUGGCAGUUGGGGUGCUUGGACAGGCUGGUCCAAAUGUGGAAGUAACUGCGGUUUGGAGGGAAGACAGAAUAGAACCAGAUUAUGUAAUAACCCUGCCCCCUUAAGGUUUGGAAGCCACUGCACUGGUCCAAAUGUCGAAAGUCGGACGUGCAUUAGACACUGCAAAAAGGAAGUCACAAGCAGAAAAGAAGCACGGACCUAUCUCAACUUUAUGAAUCACGCCUUUCCUAAACUAAAACAUGAAUGCAGAUUGGGGCAUUGCCUAUAUGAUGAUCUAUCUCACUAUCUUGUUGGCAAAGAGAAGGAGAAGUACUGGGCCAGUAUGCAUUGUGUCUAUUUUGAUCGUGAAUGUCCAGUGGACGGUGGAUGGUCACACUGGACAGAAUGGACAUCAUGUCAGCCAGUGUGUGGAUGGGGUUAUCGUCAUAGGGAGAGAUCUUGUAGCAAACCCAAUCCUAAAAAUGGUGGAUACCAGUGUUUAGGAUCCGCCUACCAAAACCACCAGUGUUUUGGUACAGAUUGUACUAAAGCAGAUUUAAUCUAUGGACACCACUUAUCUGAUUGGUCUGAAUUUUCUCCAUGUUCCGUCUCCUGUGGAAAAUACGGAGUUCAAGUAAAAAAGCGAAUGUGCCUGAAGCCAUACCACUGCACCCAUCAGCUUGGGAAGAAUGUAAACAAAAUAAUAAUCACCAAACCAUGUUACCAAGGCGAAUGUUCGGCUAAAGGAGGCUGGUCCUCUUGGCAGAGAGUGGAUUUUUGUUCCGCCCGCUGCGGCAUUGGCAGAAAGUUGCAAUUCCGUCUGUGUAAUUUACCAUUUCCGACCGGAAGUGCUUCCUGCAUUGGCAACGAAGUAGAGACAAGUAUAUGUAGAGGCCCUUGUGAUGACAGUUGGAACAACGAUGUCAAAGACUUUAAGAGAACCGGAUCAGAUAUGAAAAUAGGUCCAAAAUCAGAGGAUACUCCUGCUACAGGAGACAGGUUUAGUAUUCCACUUAUAAGAAGUAUGGAGAAGAAUUACACCCAAUGGAGUGAAUGGACACCGUGUACCAAGUCCUGUGAAGGGGGGUUCCGAUGGAGGGAGAGAGCUUGUAAAUUAAGUGGACAAUGCUCGGGAGAAAUAUUUCAGAGACAAAUGUGUAACACAGCCAAAUGUCAAGUGCAGGGUGGUUGGAGUGAUUGGAUGGGAUGGUCUGUCUGCUCUGUGACCUGUGGUCCGGGUGUGCAGACGAGAUAUCGAAAAUGUGAUAAUCCUUACCCACAAGCUGGCGGAACUUGCUCAGAGUUUUCCUCAGAGAAGAGGGAAUGUGACAUGAAAUCAUGUAAAAAAACAUAUUUGCGAUACGGUGAAUGGGGUUCCUGGAGCAAUUGUUCUCAUCCCUGUGGACAGAAAGGGACACGAGUCAGAAAUAGGGGGUGUGUUAUCCUCCCAAAAGGAGACAUUAGCUCAAAACACACAAAGGGCCCAGUGCUGACUAAAGAGACCAAAACGUCAACCAAACAGCUCUCAAAUGUGCCUCGAAGCCUUCCUACGGAUAAAGGUCUGGGUGAUAAAAAGAGUCAUUCUCUUGUAAAGCAUGGGAAACCAGCUGAGGCAUUACCAUAUGAGGAUUAUUUACGAACUAGAUAUAAAGCAAAACAAUUGGCAAAAGAACAAAGAAAAACAACUAAAAUUGUGAAACAGAUUUCACCAGUACGCAAUAAACGUUCUCGCAGACGAACAGCUUACUUACCAAGAUCAGAUAACUCGAAUCUUCCAGCCGAAGCGAAAGUGUUACGGAAAUGUUCAGCUCAUGGCACAAAGAUGGUCAGCAGAUGCAACGUUAGAACUUGUCCAGUUGAUGGAAAGUGGGCGAACUGGGGUAGCUGGACAAAGUGCAGUCGGACCUGCGGACAAGGCAUCCAUCUGCGUGAGAGAACGUGUACUGACCCAUUUCCUAAUGGUGGCAAAAUCUGUGACGGAUCUGGAACAGAAAUUGCCCACUGCUUUCGAGAGCCAUGUUCAAAUCCUGAAAAUAAAGGAAUUAAUCUGCAUAGCAAAAGUUAUCUAACCUACAAAAUGCAGGGGAAAUCCACCCCCUUUUUGCUGCUGUAUAUUCUGUUUAACCCUGAGAAGGAUUCUGGUGUGAUGGUUCGCCGGUACCGACAAUGCAAUACUGGCCGGUGCGCUCAUGAAUUCGAACUCUCUCUGGACAAUGGUCAACCUUGGUUGGAGGUGUCCGAUGGAAAAUUCAAACUAAAUUUAAAAUAUCCAAACAAGAUUAAGAAAAAUAUUUGGCAUACAGUCCUGGUUUGCAUUUUCAAAAACGAAGCCUUCAUGAGAGUCGAUGAUGGUAAACACCUGAACGCCACCGUAAAAUUUGAAGGAGAAUUAAAUUUUGACGCACAGAUGACGGUUGGCUGGGAUAAACACAGAAAAGAGAGAAUAGGAUUUACCGGCGUGAUUGGUUCGUUGAGAGUGAAUUUCCGAGCUCUUAGUCUGUUUGAAGACACAUCAAAAUCUGAGUAUGGCUCGCCACUCAAAAGUAUCAAUGUUAAAGAAAAACAAUUAGAGCCAACUGUUGCAUAUCCUAUAUUCCAUGGAAAUAACUACAUGAAGCUGUCGGUGCUGGGCACGAUGAGACUUUCCGUAGAAAUUGUUUUUUCGCCAAUGAAAAUGGAUGGCCUUCUGCUUUUCAAUCACGGAGCUGAAGAAAAAUCAGUAGUUUAUUUAAAGAUUAAAAAAGCUGUCCUUAUUUUUUGCUGCAACUGUGGGAAGAAGUUGGUGUGUACCGAUCUGACAGACAUUCAGCCUGAUUCCUGGUAUCAUAUCUCCCUUGCCGUCAGAAAAACCACAGCUAAAUUAAGGGUGAAUGCUGGACCGUCCAUUGAACUCGAGUCGUACGGGUCUCCGUUUUCGCCAGGCAGAACUUUGUAUAUUGGUGGAGGAGAAAAAGCAGAUAGAUAUCAACUGCACAAGGAUGUACAGACACUUGUCGGGUUUAUGGGAUAUAUUUACAGCCUAAAAAUAAAUGGUCAGAGGGUCGACAUGAAGGGAGCGGCGAUAAUGAACAAAGAGGGUUUUCUUAAUUCAAUGGGGAUAACAUACACAGCUAGUGACAUCAUAAAAGAAAGCGAAACGAGUGACGUAAUAUUGAAGUGUGAUUAUACUUACUACAUGAGAAAAUCGAUAGAUGUGGACGUCAUGUGGUUUCACAUUGAUGAAAUAAUGAACCCAAGUGCGAAUGGAUCAUUCAAAAUACAUCAAAGGUUUCGAGGACAGCCGUAUACUAGUGGAAUAGAAUUGUUUGGUAAAGGAAAUGGUGGAAUCUACUUAUGUGCUGUUCAGCAUGCUGGUGUAAUGGUGGUUCAACACGCAUUUAUAAUCGAGGAACCGAUUCCGAAGACACAAUGGACCAUAGUAAAAGAAGAAGAGUUGGGUGUCCGUAUUAUAGCUGGAAUUGUACCGCUUCUGUUUUUGGCCUGUAUGUGCUUUGUCUGUGGACAAAAAGUGGAACUUAUACGAAAAUCAAAAAUAAUGCGUGCGAUGACUAAAUUGGACAAGCUAAGUGAAGCAAAGGAAAAAGCUGAUCAAGAAAGAGCCUUAAUAGAUGAUGCAAGAAAAUAUGAAGAUGCUGAUGAAGAUACCAGCAAUGUAAAUACACCACGUGAUGACGACACGAGCAAUUUAAAUUCUACACGUGAUGAAGAUACCAGCAACGUCACAACACCACGUGACCGCCAUUCUAGCCGGUAUGGAACACCUCACAAUGAAGUUGAUGAAAACGAAAUUUAUGACACAAUUGCAGACAUUGAAGAUAAUCUUUACGAAGUACCUCAAGGGAACCAAAGACGAAUUCAAGACAAACAGGUGUAUUUUCAAGAAUUUGAGGACACGUAUGACAGACCACAAACAAGAUUUGAGGAUUAUCCAGAAAAAGAUGAAGAGGAGAAGAAAGAAAUGAUCGAUGAAGCCUUAGAUGCCAUAAUACAAAAAGCUAGCAAAGGAUCCAUUCACACGAGAGAGUCUUUAAACAGACGCAGCAGGGAAGACAGUUCAAAACAAAGGCAAAGUGAAGAAGAAGAGGGCGACGUUAUUUUACGAUCAGACAAUUUAUCAAAGACAAGCUAUCUGGACACACUUAGAAAACGACGAGAGGCUAACAAGCAAGAUAGGUCCAUUCAUGCUGUGAUUACAUCAAGUCCAAAGGGCAAUAAAAUUUAUGAAACAAGGGGCACUUCCGUCCGUGGUCUCUCUUAUGAACGGCCAAGGGGCAUGACGGUUAUAAAUUCAGAUGAACUAAGAGAACAAGAUUACUAUUUGGGUGCAAAUGCCGCGGACCUGUUUGCGAGACAUUCAGAGACAUCCACCAGGCAGAAACCUGUAGGAAGUAGAGACUCUGUUAACAAAUUAAAAUAUGGUGCCAAUGACUCAAGAAGCAGUGUUGUUGAAAAACCAGUUUUGCCCAACAUUGCUUCCAAUUAUGGACAUGAAGAUGGGAUGAUAUUAAUGGAUGAUCUAGAUUCCGUUUAUGUAAAUACUCAGCCACCAUCAUAUCCAGGUGAACCUAUGUAUACCAACCAUGGGGUAAACAACACAAGUAUACAACGAGAAGAUUCUCUAAUAUUUAGGACUCGCAAUUUACAGGAAAACCCAAGCACUCCAGCAGUCCCUAAAGAUGAUAAAACACGUUUCUCAUUCAUUGCUCCCCACGCCUACAGUGACCAUAGAUAUGCAAGGAUAAGCACAACAAUGGAGAACUUUGCCGAUGACAACAUUGCAGAACGGGAAGCAGAAUAUGAACAGACAACUCCCAAACAAACGAGAGGAGUUUCAAACAGAGAACAAAAUUUUGUAGUUCCAAUAGCACCCCCGCCACCAGUGGCACCGCCAGCUCCGUUUCCUCCUGCGCCGCCACCGCCGCCGCCGCCACCACCACCACCCGGUGGCACAAGGGGCAAAAGUAAAUGAAGGGCAAAUGUGAUUACUUAUUAAUUAUCAUCAAUUCCUGAACUCUUUUCAUGAUGCAUGAUUUAUGUUUAAAAAUAUUUGGUUUGGCCGGGAUGCCUCUAUUUUCAUAUAUACACUCAAUCUGUUUAUAGUAGUGUGUGGAAUAAUUGUAUGAAUAACAGAUUCUGGCAUUCAGUUGAAUUUAUAUGAUUCUGAGUUUAUAUGAACCAGAAGAAAAAUUCAUGAAUUAUAUGUAUGUAACAGUGAAGAUCAUUACUCAUUAAAACUUCUGCAAGAAAUAUAACAGCCAAAAUAUUUGCACACAAUCCUAUUUUCUUGCUCAAAUCACAUACAAUAAGGGAAAUAAAUAUUAGUAAUACAA